AUGCUAGCAUCGCUCUGCCGCGCGCCGUUCUCACCGCCUCGUCAGGUUUGUAAUUCUGACCGGAUUCCCAAACGUUCAGAUAGCGUUCUGAGCCAUAUAUCACCAUCGGCUCUACAACGGGCAUCUUUGCCCCGGAAGAAAAGACACCACAUUUCCGUGCGCCCUAUGCCCAAUGCGCAGAAUCUGUGGUCCCCUGAACCGGAGCAUGGUCACCUAUCUGUCCUCCAUCCUCAUUUUUCUCGGAUAUCAGUAUGA
This is a messenger RNA of Heterobasidion irregulare TC 32-1, 255 nucleotides long. RefSeq lists its product as uncharacterized. The coding region runs from base 1 to 255 and encodes 84 amino acids. Lineage: Eukaryota; Fungi; Basidiomycota; Agaricomycetes; Russulales; Bondarzewiaceae. The record is from RefSeq and is a predicted model, not a curated record. The transcript is spliced from 3 exons.